CAGUUGUUAAAAUCGAAUCAAAGCAAAUUUUAACAAUCAUAUUUAAUAAUGAAUUAUCACUAAUAAUGAUAUUUGCAGUGUAAAUAAAACUGAGUGGAAUAGUGGGUCGGAAUGGCGUAAAUUUCCUACAGUCAUCGAAAUCAUGAUUUCAUUCGUCAACAAUCUGCGUACUUAAAUCUCUCAAAGAUACAUGUAUAUCAUAUUACUUAAUAUUAAUUUAGAUAAAUAUAAACUAUAAAUAUUAGACACUUGAUAAUUCACAUACAGUAUGUUCAAGAUGUUGGGGAGGGCAUUCAUCUUGGUUGCCUUCUUGGCAAUAAACGUUCAAUCUGCUGACCAUAACACCUUUAAAAAUUGCUCAAGGGUAGAGUUUUGCAAUGAUUUACGGUACCGAACCCUUACUGAAAAACAAGUGUAUUCAGCCAUUUUGGAUAAUGUAACAAUAGAGGACGGAGUUGCUAAUAUUCCUCUAAAAAACGAAAAUGAAGAACUUACUUUAACUGUGACAGCUCUUGAGGGUGAGAAGUACAGAAUAAUAAUUAAAGAAAGCGGUUCUCAAAGAUAUCAAUUAUCGGAUGUUUUAAAAGAGGAGCCUAAGGCACUAAAGUUGGAAUCAAGUCAGGACGAUAGUCCCGCAUUAAUUUUAAGUGUAGCAGAUGCCAAAAGUAAAGUUGUAGUCAGCAACUCUCCAUUAUCCAUAAAAUUUUAUCUCGAUGAUGUUGAAAGUCUAAGCAUAAGUGGGUCUAAACUUAUCAUGUAUAAUAAUGAAUCUACAGAAUCAUUCGCAUUUUCAACGGAGUUUCCCCAAGCAAAACAAUUAUACGGUAUACACGAACAUGCGGAUAUCUUGGCGCUUAGGAAUACUAAAAACGGAGAUCCGUACCGUUUAAGAAAUUUGGAUGUAUCCGGUUACGAAAUCAAUUCUACGAUGUCUCUCUACGGCGCUAUUCCAGUUUUGUAUGGACAUGGUGUUACUCAUACUUCGGGAAUAUUUUUGCACAACGCCGCCGAACAAUGGUAUGAAAUAGAAGACAAUCAAGCGUAUAUAAUGGUCGAGAGUGCAUUGAUGGAUAUUUUCGUUCUUUUGGGUCCAAAACCCAAAGACGUUGUUCGACAAUACACCAGUCUGACGGGAGUUCAUCAUUUACCUCAGUUAUGGACUUUGGGAUACCAUCAGUGUCGAUGGAAUUAUGAUAAUCAGUCUGAUGUGAUGGAUGUUAUAGCUAAUAUGGACAAAAAUGAUUUUCCCAUGGACGCAAUGUGGCUUGAUAUUGAAUAUAGUAAUGGCAAAAGAUACUUCACAUGGAAUCCAGAAAACUUUACUAACCCUGCAGCAAUGUUAAAAAAUAUAUCGUCUACUAAUAGGAAAUUGGUGACAAUUAUUGACCCUCAUAUUUUCGCUGACAAUUCUUAUGAGGUCUACGAGGGAGCAAAGAAUAAAAGACUUUUUGUCAGAAAUGAUGAUGAUUCUGAUUUUAUAGGGGAAUGUUGGCCCGGUAAUAGUAGUUACAUGGACUUUUUAAAUCCUGAGGCAAGGGCUUACUACGCAAAAAGUUAUUCAAAUGAUAGUUUUUGGUUUAAUGACGACACUUUAGCUGGAAUUUGGAAUGACAUGAAUGAACCGUCAGUUUUUGAUAAUAGUCUAGAAAAAACCAUGCCUGGAAACGCAAUACAUUACGAUAAAAACGGAACAUUGGUUAAGCAUAGAGAUAUACAUAAUAUUUAUGGUUUAUUGCACACAAUGUCAACUCACGAUGGCUUAAUGAAGAGAGAUAAUAAUACGAAACGUCCGUUCAUUUUAACAAGAUCACAUUUUGCUGGAACUCAGAGAUACGCGGCUAUAUGGACAGGCGAUAACCAGAUCGGAUGGGAUUACCUUAGGGUCAGUUACUCAGAAUGUUUGAAUGCUAAUAUUUUGGGUAUUGCCUUCUGUGGUGCUGAUAUAGGUGGAUUUGAAGGGAAUAACCUUACUAAGGAGCUGUUAAGAAGAUGGUAUCAAGCUGCUGCUUGGACUCCAUUUUUCAGAGAACACUCUACAUUGGGUUCAGCUCGUCGUGAACCUUACCUGUGGGAUGAAACUACACAGAGCAUAAUCAGAGAUGCAAUGAAAUUAAGAUAUAAACAUCUGCCUGUUUGGUAUACACUAUUUUAUGAACAUACUCGCAAUGGAGAUCCAGUCCUACGGCCCCUUUUCUAACAUUACCCAGAGGACGACAAAGUGUUUUCAAUUGAUGAUCAACUACUUGUGGGUAACGAUAUAUUGGUAAGAGCAAUUUAUGAACCAGGGGUUAAAGAAGUAAACGUUUACUUCCCUGGAGGGGAAGAUCAAGUAUGGUAUUCAAUAAAUAGUAAUGCGUUUUACAAAGGCACUGGAAGUCAGACCAUUAAAGUGGAUGACUACUCUAUACCCAUCUAUUAUAGAGGAGGCAGUAUAAUAGCUAGAAAAGAUAUGGAAAGAAGAUCAUCAGCCGAAAUGGUUGACGACUGCUACACCAUAUACAUCAAUUUGGACAAAAAUGGCCAAGCAAGUGGAAACAUUUAUGUUGAUGAUUAUACAAGUUUCGAAUACGAGAAUAAAAACUACACAUACAAAGAAAUUUCAUAUAAUAAGGCAGAUGAUUUUAUUUCCGUCAAAGCUAUCGAUGAUGAUGCCACCCAAGCAUUUGACAUAUUCAUAUGUAGAGUUGUUGUUAAUGAUGCUUAUUCUAAUUCGGCAGGAAAAUAUACUACUAAAGUACGGGGGCUUACGGUUGGAGAAACGAAAAGUUCAUAGUCAAGUUAAAAUAGAUUUAAAAUUUAAAAUAAAAUAUAUUUAUAAUUCAAUGUUUUAAUUAAAUAAUAAUAAA
Messenger RNA from Aethina tumida (small hive beetle), 2846 nucleotides. RefSeq names its product neutral alpha-glucosidase C-like. The transcript is spliced from 13 exons. Gene Ontology annotation, biological process: N-glycan processing; carbohydrate metabolic process. Gene Ontology annotation, molecular function: alpha-glucosidase activity; carbohydrate binding. Lineage: Eukaryota; Metazoa; Arthropoda; Insecta; Coleoptera; Nitidulidae. The record is from RefSeq and is a predicted model, not a curated record. Bases 269 to 2197 code for a protein of 642 amino acids.